Messenger RNA from Lactuca virosa, 603 nucleotides. Lineage: Eukaryota; Viridiplantae; Streptophyta; Magnoliopsida; Asterales; Asteraceae. The record is from the annotation of a GenBank genome assembly.
AUGGAAGGUUUUAUUGUAGCAUCCAGUUUUGAUUUUAGGGUUUGUUUCACUUCUUUCACUAUCAGGAGUUAUCGUCGACAACAAAAUAGAUGUUGGAGGGGAAAGAAGCAUCAGGUGGAGGUCGAGAUACCGAUUAUUCGGUUUGUAAUGGCAUCCAAGGAGUUAACCAACAGAUGGAAACAUGAUGUAGACGAGACACAAUCGUGCCAUCGUGGCAACUUAUGAAGUCAACAUGAAUAUCCCAAUUCCAAAAUGAUCACUAGGAUAGAAGCAGCUUACAAAUUUGGCAACAACUCUGUCACCCUUACCAAGAUGUAUUUAGUCUAUCGUUACUUUAGUUGUAACAUCCGGAUUUCCAGAGAAGAGAAGGAUUUCAAGCAAGGAGCAAGAGGAGGUUGCUAGAUCUGUUGUUAUUCAUCUAAGAGCUCCUGUUAAAGGUACUUCUCAGGAUCAUGGGAAGACACCGGCUUGAUUGUACACACACACCGGAGAUUGUUUUAUGAUUGAAAGGAUCCUGGAAUUUUAUAUACAUUUUUCUUUUGGACAUGAGUUUUGAUGAAUUGAAAUUGUGGCACUUUGUGGUUUUAUUAUUGGAAUGAAUGU